AUGCCAGACAGGUGAGAAGCGGAAAAUCCCAAAAACACUGAAUGAAUAAGCUAAAGUUUCACAUGAAAGCGCUGGAGCUGAGGCUGCAGCGGGUGCGGCGGGACUGUAUUUCGCAUGAACUUGGCUCAAAUCACAAGCCAGCGUGCUGGAGAAUCACAUGCGAUGGGAAGCACAACGGGCGCUGGAGCAACGGCAGCUGGAGAUGGAUGGUAAUGGACGCGAGCACUACAGCUUCAACAGAGAAAUCCAAAGUCAAAAAGUAGCCACGAAGUGGAGCAGGUUUUUACGCGUGACCAACAAAAUUUCGCGCAUAAUUAACUGAUAUGCGCGACGCGGAUAACUUUUUUUACGAUUUUCAAAAAUUCUCGGAAAACACACAUGGGUAAUUGUGAUUGUGGCCAAAGCAAGAGCGAGGGGCGUAAAAUAAAAGAGCAAAAAAGUGCAAAAAUACAAAAACCAAUUGGGAGUAAAUAAUGCGCGUAAAACCCCAAGCACAAAUUGGCGGCGGUGCUGCGCAAUGCGAGUGAGAGCGAGUGUGAGCGAGCGCGCGAAAAAGCACCGUCAGCGUGGAGCCAAAUGUGGCGCUUAUCAGCUUGCUGUGGCGAAGGCGAGAGAGCCUACGAGCGUAAUGCGAAGCUUUUACGGUUUCUGAUGAAAUUCAAUGGAAACGCAAAUGGGCUGAGAGCGCUGGUAUAAAAGCGACCGCACUGCUGUUUCUGAGCAUUCAUUGUGAAAUUACAAAUCAAAAUUGAAGCAAGUCAAAAGAGCGCUUGAACGGAAUAAAUUGCAUACGCGGAUUUACUAUACACAGACAAGUGAAAGCAAAGCAAAUAAGAAUUUCAUAACAAAUCGUGUGUGAAAGCAAAAACAACAAACAAACAUUUUUACAAAAAAAAAAAAGAAAUUUGCAGUGAAAAGCAAAAACAAAAGUGAUAACACACCCCAACAAAUACACAAAACAAAAGAGGGUCAAGAACUUAUACAAGAUAAAGCAAAAAAGCAAAAACAAAGCAAGUGCUUAAGAACACUAACAACAAGAAAGAACUCAAGAACUCAACAAGUGUCUUACAAAGUGCAGACGUUGUCAAAGUCAAAGCAAAUCGUGUGCGUCUACCAAACGCAAACGUUAAACAACUACAACAACAAACAAGUGAAGUCGCCAGCGACAACUUCAACCACCCGAAGCGCCCAUAAAAGCGUGAAAAUUCCGCCAUACGCACAACAACACAUCUACCCUUCAUACAACAUGGUUGUGGACGCAUCGCAUAUACAACAUUUCAAUAACAACCAAGUCAUGAGUAGCAUCAGCUUGGAACAGCAGCUGGAGAGUCUCAGCGAAAAGAAACAGCAGAACAAAUCAAUGGAUUACUCGAAAAUCGGACGCACUGUCAAAUCGGCGCUGCUGAAGGCACAAGCCGAAUCGCGUGUCAUUGUGGGACUUAGCGCCGCCAUACAAGUGCUCUCCAAGUCACCGGAGGGUUCACUCUUCUGUCUGAUGGCCAUGCCACAAGUCGGUGACUCCGCCACACAUAUGCACGAAGUGCUGUUGGAAGCCUUCUGCUAUGAGAACGACAUCUAUGUGAUCAAGGUGGAUUGCCCGAGCAAAUUGAGCCGCAUUCUGGGCAAAACUGUGCUGGAAUCUUGCUGUCUGGUGCAGAAGACCUGGACUGGCGCCGAAGAGUCCGGUGAGGAGCAACUCAACAAGCAAGAGGAGAUGUUAGUCGAUUACUGCGAGGCAUACUGGGAUGCACCACAACAUCCCAUUGUUGAAUUGCCAGUCGUGUGAAUGCGUGGACGUACAGUGUCAUAAAACAUAUUUUUAAACGGAGAAGUAUACUUCUCUUAUGGUGAAAUUUUGAGGAAAUACAAAAUUCAAUUUUGGCUUAAACUCGAGCGUGAAAAGCUGUCUGGAACACAACGCCGACAUUGCUACGUUCGAGGAAAGAAAGAGUGAUGGAGAAACCGAAAAACAAAAACGAAAAUUUCAAAACUGGAUUGUUGCGACAGACGAAACGAAGAUGUUUGAGGAAUGCGGGCGCCGCGCCGUCGCAUGUAUAACCUGUAUAAUAACGAUAAUACAAACAAAGCAUGCUAUGCGCGCAAUCCGCCUGGCCUGUGGCAUUCCAGUCAUAUUAACGAAAUAAGUAAAAUAAAAGUAUUAGAAAUUAAUGCCAAUUAAUUUCGAAAACACAACAACGACACACACUGUACGCCCCCAGCAGCUGGCAACAACUGCAGCAGCUCUAAUAACAACAACACUAGCGUCUUAAAAAACAAAGCCGUCAGCAGCCUCCAGUGACCUUGUCGCCGCCAACGCCGCCGCCGCCAACAAUGCAACGCCGACACGCACCUAUGCUCCGCUCAAUGUGUGCGUUGCGUGCGUGUCCGGCGCGUGCUUUGAGGAAGUCAGAUUAAGAUCAGCUGUCACAACAACAACACCAUCAGCAGCAACUGCAGCAUUGGCGUCAACUAAACGGCAACGGCUUUGUUGCUAAUUAUAUUUUAUAGUCUUAAUAAAACAAACUGUAGCUCAAGUAAGAUUAGCGCAAAAACAAAAACAACAAAAAUAUCUAUUAUAACACUUGAUAGGUUAUUAAUUGAAAUAGCAAAAAAUAUGAGCGCAAAAAAAAACAUUUUGUAUUAUGCAAACUCAUAAUUUACAGUGCGCGCAAAAAGUACUUAAAACACAAAAACAAAAAAAAGUUUCAUAAAAUGAAAGAUGUUGACCUUAACGCAACAAAGCAAGCUAGAUACACUGUAACUGAGUAAUUGUUUUAGAUUAUUUCAAGCAGUCAGUUGAGUCUGAAGAAAAUUGUUUGUAAAAUUUUGUUAAAUGUUAGUUAGCAAUUGCAUUAGUAACAAUUUAUGUUUUAUACUAAAAUAAUUGGUUAGUUUGUCACAUAACACAUUUCAAAUGUUUGUUAAUUAUUUGUUAUGCUAGCUUUUUGUUGCAUGCUAUAAAUGAUUUGGGUUAGUUUUUUAAUACCGAUACAUAUGUUUAAAGAAUGUAUUAAUGUGCCCAAAGCAAACAAUUGUAAUUAACUUUAAGUUAAACAAAAAAAGAAAAGAAAAGCAAAAAAAUGCAAAACAAAAAUGAAGAAUAGCAAAUUUAUCGCAUGAGAAAAUAUUAAUAAAACAAUUUUUAAUAUAAAAAAUA
Messenger RNA from Zeugodacus cucurbitae (melon fly), 3157 nucleotides. It is a transcript of the gene Gadd45, whose product is annotated as growth arrest and DNA damage-inducible protein GADD45 alpha. The transcript has a single exon. Gene Ontology annotation, cellular component: cytoplasm; nucleus. Gene Ontology annotation, biological process: regulation of cell cycle. The record is from RefSeq and is a predicted model, not a curated record. Lineage: Eukaryota; Metazoa; Arthropoda; Insecta; Diptera; Tephritidae. Bases 1247 to 1786 code for a protein of 179 amino acids.